Lytechinus variegatus (green sea urchin) is the source of this 3252-nucleotide messenger RNA. RefSeq names its product chromosome segregation in meiosis protein 3-like. Gene Ontology annotation, cellular component: nucleus; replication fork protection complex. The transcript is spliced from 7 exons. The coding region runs from base 76 to 1914 and encodes 612 amino acids. The record is from RefSeq and is a predicted model, not a curated record. Gene Ontology annotation, molecular function: DNA binding. NCBI's taxonomy places the organism in Eukaryota, Metazoa, Echinodermata, Echinoidea, Temnopleuroida, Toxopneustidae. Gene Ontology annotation, biological process: DNA damage response; DNA replication checkpoint signaling; replication fork processing.
CGCGCGCAAUUUCAAGACUCGACGGCAUACUUUAUCAACAACUGUACAGGUACCGGUACGUUAGGCAGCUUCAACAUGGAGACAUCAAUCAAUCUUGAUCUUGAUGACCUAAUGGGACCUGAAGAUGGAUUUGAUGAUGACGAUGAUCUUCCUGCUGUAACAAGACUUCCUGGAUUAGAUGAUGAUGAAGACCAAGAGAACUUACUUAACACGAGUGGACAGCGCAAUGAAGGGCUCCUGGACACUCUACUGGAUCCUGCUGGAGCUGAAGAAGGAGCUGCUCCGGCUGCUAAGAGAGUGGUUAACAGGAAACCAAUACCUAAACUGGAUGCUACAAGACUGACUGGCGAGAGGGGACUCCCAGUCCUGAUGAAACACUUUGAGAAGGUCAAGUUCAAGGGCAAAGGUCAUGAGGUAUCUGACCUCGAUCGACUGAUGCGGGUAAUGGAGCACUGGGCGCAUCGUUUGUUUCCCAAGAUGCCCUUUGAUGAUGUCAUUGAGCGCAUUGAGAAGCUGGGGAGCAAGAAGCCAGUACAGACAUGUAUAAAGAAGAUUCGUCUUGAUAUGCCUCUGUUGGAUGAGGAUUUUGUCACUAGAGGUGGAGAAGAUGUUAUUGAAGGAGGAGGUAAUGAGACGACUGGUCUCGGUGAUGAUUUCCCGACACCAAGUUUUCCGGGCACCCAACCUCCCUCAAGCAAUACACCUAAGGUUCCAAUGACAGAUGAGCAAAGGGAACGCAUCGAACGCAACAAGAGACUUGCUAUGGAACGUCGACUGGAGAAGCAAAAGGAAGCGCAGAGUAGCCAGAAGCCUGGAGCAUCCCAGGGUGAUGGUCUGGAUGAAGCAGAACUCAAUGAUCUCUUUGGGACAGGAUCAGCCAAGUCAAAGGUUGUAGAUAAUGAUGGGAUUGAUUCUGAUGAGGAUGAACUGGAGAGGGAGCUGUGGGAGAGUCAGAUGAUGGAGGGAAAGAAGGAGCAGAAGAAGGUUCCGCAGAAAGGGGCGGCUUCUGAAGAGGUGGAAAUUGACGCGGAUGAAGCGGAGAUGGAGAACGAGAUGUGGAAUCAGAUGACCCAGCCUGUGCCAAUGCAGUCUCAGAUCAAUAGAUCAUGCGAGGUACCUAAAGUGGCUGAGAAGAGCAAGGAUAUAACUGAGGAUGAAAGUGACGAGGAGGAAAAAGCAGUGAAAGACUCGCAAUCUGUUGGAUCACAAGAUGAAGCACCUAAGGGAAUCAAGAGAAACAAGAGACUUAUCGAUGAUGACAGUGAUGAUGAUGAUGUGAUGGAGGUUGUCAAAGACAUCAAGACAGAUGAUUCACAAGUGAUGCCUUCCAAAGGAGCCAAGAAGAGGAGAGUUAUCAGCGAUGAUGAUGACGAUGAUGAGAUGGAAGACUCCAGCAAGAUGACGCAGCUUCUCUCUCUGCAGUUAACUAAGGAUGCUUCCGACGAAAUAAAUGUAGACUCUAGAUCACCCUCAAAGUUGGAAAAGACUGCAAGAGUCAUUGAUGAAGAAACAGAUGAUGUUCUGUCUAAAGAUGUUGAAGGUAUAGAGGAUGAUACUGAGAAGCAUCUCAAGGAUGCUGAAGCUGAUAUUUGCAAUCAGAUGACCGAACCAGUUCUUUCUCAAAAUCCGACAGACUCAAACUCUUUUCCAGUAUCACAGGAAAGAUCUAAGAGCAACAGCCAAGAUGAAGUCGUGGGUGAUGAUGCAGGAGAAGUCUGGAAUCAAAUGACAGAACAGGUCGAAACACAGAACAUAAAUAAUUCACAAGAUGAUCAGUUGUAUACCAUGUUGAAAAGUAAAAAGAAUGUUAUCAAUGAUGAUGAUGAAGAUGAUGAUGAAACUCAGAUAGAUAUUGAUAUGUGUAACCAAGAUACAGAACCUGUCAACACUGGAAAUUCUCAAGACACUGAAUAGAAUUUUUCUGAAUGAUAAGUUGAUGUAGAUUAGAAAUGAGAAUAGAAAUAACAUGGGUAUUUUUAUUCUUGUACAAUAUAUAUACAUCCAUUUUCUAUCAAAUUCAUCAAUUAGUUAGGAUGGUUAAAGCCCAGCCAACGAUUAACUAAAGGGUAAAUGUAAUGUAUUAUGAUCAAGUAACAUGCAAAUCUCACAGAAGUGCAGUAGCUGUUCAAUCUUUUUCAACUGCCGAUUCUCUGAAUAUUCAAAUAUUCCAUUCUUAGAUAUUUAGCACCUUCUCUUGAUGUUUUUUCCCUAAAAGUGCUCUUUAUAUACUUAUAGCUCUUAUCUUACAAUUCAUACAGUUCAUAUUUCAAUGAUUGGAUAUCAUAAAGCUACAAAAAGAUAAUAUCCUGCAAAUUCCAGCCAUUUCCAUGCUUUGGAAUAGGUUGUAAAUAAGAAAAGAAAAAAACAAUUUUGUUUUAUCAGGCAUCCAAUAAAAAAAAGGAUAAAUCGCAAAAUUCAUCCCGUAAAGCACAUUUUUAUUGUAUACCCUCUACAUCAUAAUUGUUCAUAUAGGGAAUUCGAGUAGUAAUGAACACAUUUUUUAAUUACAAAUUUUUUUUUGACGGGGGAUGAUACCAAAAAUUAUCAGCUUUUUGUACUUCUGGUCACUCUGGUGCAUUUCUUUGUAAAUAAUUCAAUUUAACCUUUGAUUCUCUGUCCCAAACUAAUUUUUAAAAAGUACCACUCAUUCUCUUUAUUUGACAUUCCUGUGUAGGAUUCAGAGCUGCUGCCUCUUAUGUUUUUGCCUAUUUAUUCUCAUUUUGGCAACUAAAUUACAGUAUUUUUUCUUCACAAAAUAUGUCUUUACAUUGAAAUUAAUUAUUAUUAUAUAUAUGUUUUUUAGAUUUUAUAAAGAAAAUUGUAUCCUUUGAAGAAUUCUGUUUAAUAAAUCUUUAUUGGAUGAAGGGAACUACACCAAAGGUUGAAAGGUCAUUUGUGGGUCAAAUUUUCAAAAUACAGUUUUGAGAAUCACUGAAUGUAUCAAUUUCUCAUUCCCAAAGGUUGUAAGAUUUGUUUUUAAGGGUUGUGUUGAAAAAUUCCUUUUUUUUGGCCGUUAUGGUUCCCUUUUUGGGGGGAGGGGGGGGGGUGCCCAAGGUUGGCAGCUCAGAGGACUGGUUAUGUAUUUUUUACCCCCAUAUCCUAUCCUUUUUCAUAUACCAAUAGUACAGAAUUUGUUAUUUAGAGCAAUUUCCACAAUAUAAUUGUUUUUAUGUCAUUUAACCUUUUCAGGUGUUAUCUGUUUAUUCAUAAUCGUGUACAUGGAUGCUAUAUGAUUAAAAAAAUAUAUAAUUC